AUGGCGGCCAGGGGGGAGGUGCUCACCUUGCAGGCUGAAGUUGCCCAGCGUGAGGAGGAGCUGAGUUCCCUGAAGCAGAGGCUGGCGGCGGCUCUUCUGGCCGAGCAGGAGUCAGAGCGGUCGGUCCCGGUGUCUCCCCUGCCGCCGAAGGCCGCCCUGUCCCGAGCUGAGGUUCUGCGCUACAGCCGGCCGCUCGUGCUGCCUGAGCUGGGCGUGCAGGGACAGCUGCGCCUGGCGACCGCGUCCGUGCUGGUCGUGGGCUGCGGGGUCGGCCGCCCACUGGCGCAGUACCCGGCAGCGGCCGGCGUCGGCCGCCAGGGCCGUGUGGACUACGUCGUAGUAGAAGCGAGCAACCUGGCCCGCCAGGUGCUGCACGGUGAGGCCCUGGCCGGCCACGCCAAGGUCUUUUCGGCCGCCGCUACGCUGCGCCGUCUCAGUUCGGCGGUGGAGUGCGUGCCCUACGCCCAGGCGCUUACGCCAGCCACGGCGCUAGACCCGGUCCGCCGCUGUGACGUGGGGGCUGAUUGCUCCAACAACGCACCCACUCGCUACCUGGUUAACGACGCCUGUGUGCUAACCGGCCGGCCCCUCGUGUCGGCCAGUGCCCUGCGCUUCGAGGGCCAACUCACAGUCUACCACUGUGGCGGUGGGCCUUUCUAUCGCUGCGUGUUUCUGCAACCACCGCCGGCGGAGACGGCGACCAGCUGCACGGAUGGCGGGGUGCUUGGUGUGGUUACCGGGGUCCUGGGCUGCCUGCAGGCGCUGGAAGUGUUGAAGAUCGGUGCAGGUCUGUGCCCCUCUUACAGUGGCAGCCUGUUGCUCUCUGAUGCCCUCGGAGGUCAUUUCCGCUGUAUUCGGCUGCGGAGGCGCAGGCCCGACUGUGCAGCUUGCGGGGAGCGGACCACUGUGACUGAUCUGCAGGACUACGAAAGCUUCUGUGGCUCCUCGGCCACCGAUAACUGCCGUUCCCUACAGUUGCUGAGCCCGGAGGAGCGAAUUUCUGUUGUCGACUAUAAGUGGCUUGUGGAUUCCGGGUCACCCCACCUGUUGCUGGACGUCAGGCCUCCAGUGGAGGUGGGCCUGUGUUGGUUGCCUCACGCCCUACACAUCCCUUUGAAACAUUUGGAACGGAGGGAUGCGGAGAGCCUGAAACUCUUGGGAGAAGCAAUCCGGGAAGGGAAGCAGGGCACACAGGAAGGGGCAUCUCUCCCCAUUUAUGUGAUCUGCAAACUGGGCAAUGACUCCCAGAAAGCCGUGAAGAUCCUGCAAUCCUGCACAGACUUAGACUCUUUAACAGUUCGGGAUGUUGUGGGAGGCUGGGCUGCCAAAAUCGAUGGAACGUUUCCUCAAUACUGA
Balaenoptera ricei (Rice's whale) is the source of this 1356-nucleotide messenger RNA. RefSeq names its product adenylyltransferase and sulfurtransferase MOCS3-like. Gene Ontology annotation, biological process: protein urmylation; tRNA wobble position uridine thiolation. The record is from RefSeq and is a predicted model, not a curated record. Lineage: Eukaryota; Metazoa; Chordata; Mammalia; Artiodactyla; Balaenopteridae. Gene Ontology annotation, cellular component: cytoplasm. Gene Ontology annotation, molecular function: thiosulfate-cyanide sulfurtransferase activity; nucleotidyltransferase activity; URM1 activating enzyme activity.